UCAGGGUCUCUUCUCCGGCGCCCCCUCGGGGGGCGGCGGCGGCGGCUGAAAGAGCGGCCGGUAGAUGUAGACGCCGCUGGCCACGCCGAGCGCCACGGCGAGCGCCACGUGCGGCAGCCGCAGCCGCCCGGGCAUGGCGGCAGGGGAGCUGUCCGGGGCUGAGGGAGGCUCGGCAGAGCACCAGCCGGAAGCGGCCGCUGCGCCGGACGCGGCCGGAAGGAAGCCCGGCGGCGGGGCCCCUCUAACGGCGGGCGCCCCCUUCCGGUCGGUCCUUCUUCCGGUCGGCGCCCCCUUCCGGUGGGCGUCCGCUAUGCUGUCGCGGCGGCGGCGGGCGGCGCCUGAGGGAGCCCCCGUGGCGGGGGGCGGCGGGCAGCGGCGCGCCGGGGGCAGGCGCCGCCCCGAGGGGCGCAGGGCUUCUCCGCUGCUCGGGCCCAGUGUGGCGCUGCGGGCGCUCAACUGCCUGCUCGUGCGCACCAGCUUCGUGCCGGACGAGUACUGGCAGGCGCUGGAGGUGGCGCAUUCCAUGGCCUUCGGCUAUGGGUUCCUGACAUGGGAGUGGGUGCAGGGUUUACGGGGCUAUUCCUACCCGCUGCUCUUCGCCAGUAUCUACAAAGCGCUGCAGCUGCUGGGCAAGGAUGACGUGCAGCUGCUGAUCUGGGUCCCUAGAUUUGCGCAGGCGGUGCUGGCAGCAUUUGCUGAUGUGAAGCUUUACUCAUUAGUGCUACACCUUGAAAACGCAGAAACGGCAAAAUGUGUGUAUUUCUGUCAGCUGUGUUCCUGGUUUACGUGGUAUUCCUGUACCAGAACUCUAACGAACACCAUGGAAACCAUCCUUACCAUUUUUGCUCUUUCCUACUACCCAAUAAAAGGUUCCAAGUUGGGGAGCAGUUGCAGAUAUUUAGCUCUGAUAGCACUUGCAAUUGUUAUUCGUCCCACUGCCAUCAUCCCAUGGAUACCUUUGGUCUUGAGUCAUUUUUUGCAAGAACAGAGGAAAGCAGACCUUAUCCUACAUAAGUGCAUUCCAAUUGGAUUGGUCACAAUAGGAACCUCUUUAAUAGUUGACCGUGUGUUUUUUGGUGAGUGGGUACUGGUUCAGCUGAACUUCUUGAAAUUCAACGUGCUGCAGAAUUUGGGAACGUUUUAUGGAUCUCAUCCUUGGCAUUGGUACCUCACUCAGGGACUGCCAGUCAUCUUGGGGACCCAUCUGCCUUUCUUCAUUCAUGGCAGUGUGCUGGCACCAAAAAAGUAUCGCAUCUUUCUAGUGGCAGUGAUUUGGACAGUGCUGGUAUACAGCACACUGAGCCAUAAAGAAUUCCGGUUCAUCUAUCCAGUACUGCCAUUCUGCAUGGUUUUUUGUGGAUUUUCUUUGAAACACCUGAAAGCAUGGAAGAAAUCUGUAGGAAGCUUCCUGCUUUUAUCCAACUUAGUUCCAGCGCUGUACACAGGCUUGAUUCACCAGCGGGGCUCUCUUGAUGUCAUGAGCCACCUACAGCAACUCUGCAAUAGCUCUUACCAGUCCCAGGCUUCUGUCUUCAUCCUGAUGCCGUGCCACUCUACUCCAUUUUACAGUCAUGUUCACUGUCCUCUAAAAAUGAGAUUCCUUCAGUGUCCCCCAGACCUAACUGGAAAUAAGAGCUAUAUUGAUGAAGCGGAUGUGUUUUACUCUAAUCCCCUUGGAUGGCUUAAUGAGGAGUUUUACGAUGACACAUUAUUACCCAGUCACUUUAUCUUCUUCAGCGUGCUAGAACAGGAAAUAUCAUCAUUUCUAGCUUUAAGGGGCUAUGAGAAAACAGCCACCAUCUUUCACACUCACGUACCUGAAGGACGAGUUGGAAGCCACAUUUACAUCUACAGGAAAAAAAUUGAAAUGAGCCAUACCUGAAGAUAAGUUUCUAGACUCAAGACCUAAUGAGAUGAGUUUUGCAUAGCAGUACUGUGCUUACAAGAUCUGCAGAAAGGAGAAGCUAGAGAGACUGAAACUGGAUACGCAAGACGUUUCAAGUGCUUACAUCAAGCUGAUUAGAAUGCAGCACAGCAAAUUCUUCACAAUUCAACAGGCUCUUGACGCCCCCGCAAAGACGAGAAGCAAUAUAAGGUUACGAAACACUAACAAAUACA
Molecule: messenger RNA, 2118 nt
Organism: Cuculus canorus (common cuckoo)
Lineage: Eukaryota; Metazoa; Chordata; Aves; Cuculiformes; Cuculidae
Gene: PIGB
Product: phosphatidylinositol glycan anchor biosynthesis class B
Exons: 12
Coding region: 134-1882 (582 amino acids)
Biological process (GO): GPI anchor biosynthetic process
Cellular component (GO): endoplasmic reticulum membrane
Molecular function (GO): alpha-1,2-mannosyltransferase activity
Source: RefSeq, a predicted model, not a curated record